ACUUUUUUUUUGUUUAUUUGUAAAACAACUUUGCAAACUUUAAUAUGUAUGUUGGGAAACCACUGUCAUGUUCAGAAAACGACCGAGAGAGAGGCAUGGAUGCCUUUAUUUGUUAUACCGUCAUGACUGACUCAGUCUGUGGAUUGUUGACUUAACUUACCCGGGGUUUCAAGACUUACCGUUACUUUGAUUUAAUAUUUUUUUUUUUUCUAAAAUUCCCUUGACUGCUGUCACCCCUCUAUUUGUCUUUAAUAUUUAUGUUUUACCUAGGCAUUUAUAGAUGUUGCUGAUCUGGGGUCUACUUUGCCUUAGCAUUCAGUGUUGAUUAAUGAAGGUCAUUUUUCAACAAAAACUCCUUUCUUUCUCUGUCUCAGGGUGACCUCCCAGUUCAAAGUGAACCUUCAGCAUGUGAUGAUGUUUGGUCUGACCGCAAAAUCAUGAGUGUUUAAUAGUCCUAUUUUUACUCUUCUGACUCUCAGUCCUUUUAUCUGUUUCUUGUUUAUUUGGUAUUCCUUUCUUAUAAUGGACAGAGAACUUCUUAAAAUCGAUAACAACUGUGACGAGCCCUCCACUGCUGAAGUAUAUGUUCCAUGUAUUCAGGGCAUGGAAAAAACACGACAGUUUUUGGAGUCCACUGAUAAACCUGACGUUAAACAGUCAAUAUCCAUGCAGGACAUGGGUUCUGGUUUAGAUGCAGAGGAGCUGGUUGAUGUCGAGAGCCAACCAACCCUUAAGAAGGGUGAUAGCAGUGAGGUCCUGGAAAAGACUUCUGACACAGUGGCUGAGACACCUGGAGAAGAGGAAAAAACAAAACAAAAAGGACAAAAGAAGAAAUCCAAAAAUCCAUUUAUGCCCCAGGUUGUACCAAAGAACAAAACAACGCAGAAAAAGAAUGGAAACCAAAAUGGAGGCGGAGGCAGUGGCGGUGGCAGUGACCUUGCAGAGACUAAAGAACACAAGAAGUCCCUCAUGGAAUGGCUAGAUGAGUUCCGUUUAAGUGAAAAUGAGAAAGAGGAUGAGGAGGAUCUUGAUGGCCUCAUGGAUUGGUGGGACACUGUGGAAAAAUGGGAGGACAUGCCCAAAAGUGACAACAUGACAGAGAAAGAGGAAGCCAAGGCUUUUGCUGUAACUGCUGAGAAGGUGCAAAAAGGCAUUUGCGUGUUUAAUAAACUUUUCUCAGAGAGAGCAGAAGGGCUAUGGCAGCAUGUGAUUGACCUGCAUGCCAUUGCCGAUGGCCUGGACAGAUUCAACAAGAAGACUAAAAUUGCCCAGAUCACCGGUGGCUCCACCAGCGCUGUGGGAGGGGUUGCUACCAUAACUGGCCUCAUCUUGGCACCUUUCACCAUGGGAACCUCCCUGAUUGUCACUGCGGUUGGCCUGGGUGUUGCCAUGGCGGGCGGGCUUACCUCUGCGUCCGCUGGGAUAUCCAGUACCGUCAACAACUCAAUGGAUCGCAAGAAGGUGGAGCGGAUUGUGGAAGACUACCAGGUGAAGAUGGCAGACCUUAACAAAUGCAUGAAGUUCAUCAAGCAAGGCAUUACAAACCUACGCAAGUUCAACCUGAAUAAGAUGAAGAAGCAUGCCUAUAAUCGAGACUUCCCUUGUUUUGACAAUAUUUAUGAGGAUGGUGCCAUGGCGGGCAAAGCUAUUCUAACUAAUGCCAAUGAGAUUAUGCGUGUGAUGCAGAUAGCCAAUGUGGCAGGAACCACUGCAGCACGUGCUGUGCAGAUUGCUAGUAUAUCCACAGGGGUUUUGACUGGACUUUUUGUCGGUAUGGACAUCUACUUUGUGGCCAAAGACUCUCAUGAGCUUAAAAAUGGUGCGAAGUCAGAAUUUGCUGCGAAAAUCAGAGAGGUGGCAGACCAGUUACAGGAGGGCUUGGUGGAACUUAACAGCAUCCGAAAUGAGUUGCAGUUGACUACCACUCUGAAAGAAGAUAAACUUCUAUAAACACUCCUCUAGGUUUAUGAAUACCUUCAAUCUAGAUGUUUACAAAUUAUAGUUGUACAGUUGUUAGUUAGUUGUAUAGUUGUAGUUGUAUAACUAUAUUGGCUUUCAUUAUUAAAGAGCAAAGAAAAUUUGGCAUCUUAACUUAUUUUUAUGGCUUUAUAUUCACUGCUAUAAUUUAUGCUUUUAUAGGUCUAAAAGAAUAUGAGCGUAAAUGGUCCUGAACACGUGUUUGUAUAAAUAUUUUCUCCUGAUAAAAAACAUGUUAUUUAAUUAUU
Messenger RNA from Pimephales promelas (fathead minnow), 2225 nucleotides. RefSeq names its product apolipoprotein L1 (gene apol1). The record is from RefSeq and is a predicted model, not a curated record. Gene Ontology annotation, molecular function: lipid binding. Gene Ontology annotation, biological process: lipoprotein metabolic process; lipid transport. Lineage: Eukaryota; Metazoa; Chordata; Actinopteri; Cypriniformes; Leuciscidae. Gene Ontology annotation, cellular component: membrane; extracellular region.